This is a messenger RNA of Oncorhynchus nerka (sockeye salmon), 531 nucleotides long. Its product is annotated as dynein regulatory complex protein 11-like. The coding region runs from base 1 to 531 and encodes 176 amino acids. The record is from RefSeq and is a predicted model, not a curated record. Lineage: Eukaryota; Metazoa; Chordata; Actinopteri; Salmoniformes; Salmonidae. The transcript is spliced from 5 exons.
AUGUGCAGAAGAUCUAGGAGCUACUGUAGGCCGUCCUUGGUCAGAGACAGAAACACCAGAUCGUGGAGACGACUCCGCAGGCUGGUCCAGGAGGAGAAUGAGGCUGAGUACCAGAGGGCCCUGGUCAGCAUCAAGGAGUCUGUGCGUGCCGUGGACGGCCCUGACCUACGGGAAACACUGCAGGAGCAGAUCAGACAGUGGUUUAUCGAGUGCCGAGAUGCCACUGGAAAGUUUCCUGACUUCCCCAAUGCUGAGGAUGGUGGAUCAACAGCCAUAUUUUCACAGAAGACACCUGACCAGGUCGCUGCAGAGUUAGCAGCGAAAGAGGAAGAGAAGGAGGAGAAGAGGAAAGACAACAUAAAUAAAGAUAAGAAGGGUGGGAAGGACCGCAAGGAUCAGAAGAAAGACAAGAAGCGGAGAAGCAAACAGAAGAAAGGAGGAAAAGAAGAAGGAGAGGCCCAAUCCCACUGGACGUGCACAAUUAAGACCAUAAAAUACACCUCCGCUACUAAAUCAGAAGCUAAGCGGUAG